AGGCCGAAGGAUGGUUGGAAGGUGUACAGCUCGGCCCAGGAUGCAGAGGGGAGGUGUAUCUGUACAGUGGUGGCUCCUGAACAGAACCUCUGCUCCAGAGACGCCAAGGAGGGACAGCUCCGUCAGCUACUGGAGAAGGUCCAGAACAUGUCCCAGUCCAUUGAGGUACUGAACCUGCGGACUCAGAGAGACUUCCAGUACAUCAUGAGGAUGGAGGGCCAGUUCAAAGGGCUAAGGUCAAAGUUCAGACAGGUAGAGGCCGACGGGAAGACACAGGUCAACAGAAACUUCCAGGAGUUGAAGGGUAAGAUGGAGACCCUACAGCCUCUGAUCCCGGUGUUGGAACAGUACAAGACAGAUGCCCAGCUCAUCGUCCAGUUUAAACAGGAGAUCAGGAACCUCUCCAUGGUGCUCACAGCCAUCCAGGAGGAGAUAGGAGCCUACGACUCUGAGGAACUACAACAGAGGGUCCUGAGUCUGGAGAGCAGGCUACGCAACUGCAGGAGCAGACUCACCUGUGGUAAACUGAUGAAGAUCGCUGGACCGGAGACGGUGAAGACCUCUGGGACAAGGUUUGGAGCCUGGAUGACAGAUCCACAGGCCUCCCCUACAAACAAUAAGGUCUGGUACAUGGAUAGCUACACCAACAACAAGAUCGUCAAAGAGUACAAGUCCAUAGCAGACUUUGUUUCCGGGGUCGAGUCUCGAACCUACAACCUGCCGUUCAAGUGGGCCGGGACCAACCACGUGGUGCACAACGGCUCUCUGUACUACAACAAGGUCCAGAGCAACAUCGUGGUGUGUUACUGUUUCGAGACAGGGCGCGUUGUGACCCAGAGAGCCCUGGAGAACGCCGGCUUCCACAACGUCUACCCUUACACCUGGGGAGGCUUCUCCGACAUAGACCUCAUGGCCGACGAGCUGGGUCUGUGGGCCGUCUACGCCACCAAUCAGAACGCCGGAAACAUCGUCAUCAGCCAGCUCAACCCGGAGACACUACAAAUCCUCGGAACAUGGAACACGGAAUAUUCCAAACGGAACGCGGGGGAGUCCUUUAUGAUCUGCGGAACACUCUACAUCACUAACUCUCACCUGACUGGUGCUAAGGUUUACUACUCGUACUCCACCAAGACAUCCAGCUAUGAGUACACAGACAUCCCCUUCCAUAACCAGUACUUCCACAUGUCCAUGUUGGGCUACAACGCCAGGGACCGGGCUCUGUACGGCUGGAACAACGGACACCAGGUUCUGUUCAACGUCACGUUGUUCCACAUCAUCAAGACAGAGGAUGAAUCCUGA
Messenger RNA from Oncorhynchus gorbuscha (pink salmon), 1299 nucleotides. Its product is annotated as noelin-3-like. The transcript is spliced from 5 exons. Gene Ontology annotation, biological process: signal transduction. The record is from RefSeq and is a predicted model, not a curated record. Bases 148 to 1299 code for a protein of 383 amino acids. NCBI's taxonomy places the organism in Eukaryota, Metazoa, Chordata, Actinopteri, Salmoniformes, Salmonidae.